Messenger RNA from Salvelinus sp. IW2-2015, 3974 nucleotides. Its product is annotated as protein diaphanous homolog 1. Lineage: Eukaryota; Metazoa; Chordata; Actinopteri; Salmoniformes; Salmonidae. The record is from RefSeq and is a predicted model, not a curated record.
GAAAUCUAAUAGGUGGGUGGGGUAUAGAGCCCGGUAAAUCCCUUUUCUUCUCCUUUCCUCUUAGUUGGCUUUUUAAAGGAAGUGUUACUGUAAAUUAGGUGAAACACUCCAUGCAUUCUAGACAGGAAAGUUUUGCUGAGAUUUUCUUUUUAAACCCCGUACAUUAUGUUGCCACGGGCAGGGCCCAGGAACGAAAACCCCUCUUUGAUAGACAGAAAAGGUUCAGUAGCUGUGCCACAGCUGAGCAACGAGAUGCAGCUGAGCAUCAUGAUGAAGGUGAAGAGUGGGGAGCUGACCAUCGAUGACGCCCUGAACCAGGCCAGGAGGAGCAACCAGGAGCAGCUAAAGCAAAGCCUGGCCACAGAGGAACAGCAAGCCUCCCAGUACAACUUCAGUGUUUACAAGUACAACCGCUACAGGUGGCAGAAGCGCAUUCUUCAGAUUGACUUCAACACUAAAAUGGUGUGCAGCAUAGAGAAAGGCAUCGUAAAGCGGCAGCUGCCGUUCCUGUGUGUUAAGAGCUGCGAUGACGGAGUUGGGGCCAAGUUCUCUAUAUCUUUCAGAGGAAGACAUGACUAUGAGCUGGAGGCCACCUCACUGGAGGACAAACACAAGAUAAUGCAGCUUGUAAACAAGAUAAUCUACAGAAACAUCUACAGCCAUCCAGUGGAGGGCAGUGAAGACAUGUGUGUGCAUCCCCUGCUUCCAGCACCAAAGAGCCUCAGGGAGGGCCUGCUGUUCCUGCAGAGAGGUGGAUUGGCAUCGUUUAAAUGGGUGAAGUACGAGGCUCACCUUCAUCCUGGCCAGCUGACCCUGCUGCCCAUCAGCCACCGGGGGGUAGGUGCAGAUGGGGACAUGGUCAUUUUGUCAUCCUUGCCAGUUGUCAUUCAUUUCUCAGACGGGGACGCGAGUGUAGAGAAACCGCGCAGCUGUGACACCUUCACUCUUUUGACUCACAAGAAUGAGUAUCAGUUCCAGGUACCUGUGACAGAACUUUCCAAAAGCACAGAAGCCAUCCAGAAGGAGAGGGAUGCUUGGGUCCAGGCCAUAGAUAAGCUAUGCCUGAACUGGAAACGCACGUCUCAGUCGGAGCACUUCUAUGAGGAAAACAGGGCUUUAAGAAUCUAUGACAAUGUCAAAGACAUUCUGGAGGAGAACAAGUCCACUGACGGACAAGGCCUCCAAGGAACAGAUCUUGUCUCCAGUGCAGAUAAUCUAUCGGCUGGAAAAAAGAUUGAGAGUAAACCUCCAACCUCGCCUCUCCCAAUACCCUGCAGCCCUGUGAAGUUACUAAUGAAUGUCCCCUUCCCUAGUCCUGUCCUUUCCCCUGCACCUGCCCUUGAUUCUGUGCCUGGUCUUGCACUUGUUCCUGGUUUUGUCCCUGUCCCUGUCCUGGCACCAGUCCUUGAUCCUGUCCAUGUCCCUGCCACUGUCCCUGUACCCAUUCCCUCAAUGGUGCCAGCUCCCCCCUUCAUUCCUAUGCCUCCUCCAUUGCCCUUUAAGCCCAGUAGAAAACCCCUAACAGAGCGGACCAGGGCCUUCCACUGGGAUGAGGUUGGUUCAGAUAAGAUAGAGAAAUCAUGCUGGACACGGGGAAACGCUGGGAACAUUGAAAUUGACACUUCACGCUUGUAUGAGCAAUUUGCAGUUCAAGAUUUGGGAACAUUUGGUGGGAUCACCGAGCCCAGCAUUAACCUUCACAUCAUGCUCAACACGAAGGUUGCUCACAACUUUAAUAUUUUCCUCAAAAGUUUCCAUGUGCAGCCAGGAGAACUAAAGGACAAACUGUUCUUGGUUAAUGAGGGUGAGGGAGGCUUCUCUGAUGAACAGAUCACUUCCCUGAGGAGAUAUGUACCUACCUCAGACGAUGUGGAAAUGUAUAAAUCUUACAAGGGGUCUGUGUCAGAGCUGCAUGUUGUGGACCAGUACAUGAUGGAGAUGUGCAACAUUCCUUACCUGAACUCCAGACUGGACCUGCUGCUGACUCUAAGAGAGCUGCCCAUAAGCAUGGAGGAUCUGCAGCCGCUGAUUAACCAGAAGAUCAGGAUGUGCACGCAGUUGUACAGCUCCAGGUCGUUCGUCUCCGUGCUGGAGUACCUGCUGGCCAUCGGCAAUUACCUCAACGAGAACGCAGGGAAGGGAAAGGCCAAGGGAUUCCGCCUCUCCUCCUUAACUAAAAUCUCCCAGCUCCGUGGGAUAGACAGGAAGUUCACCUUGCUGCAUGCCCUUGUGGAGCAGAUCAUGUUGCACGAACCCAGCUUGGCCACUUUUCCACAAGAGUUGACGGAAUUCGAAACUGUCCCUGGGGCUUCCAUUAAAGGCCUCACUGCUGAAGUGGACGUUCUCAAGAAUGAGUUACAGAAGACCAUUCAGUACAAGAAAACGUACAAGAGAAGAAACCAAGGCGAUCAACACCCAAAGUUUUUCAAAGACCUGAAGAUGGCGAUUGAGAAGUACAACACCGAUCUCUCCCUGCUGACAAAGAGGUCUGAGGAGAUGAAGAAACUCUACACUGACAUAUUGGUUAAAUUCGGAGAGCCGAUGGAUCAAGAUUCUCAGGAGCUGUUUGGCUUGGUGUGCCAGUUUGUCAACGACUUCAAGGGGACACAUGCUGAAAUCAGAUAACAAUUUGCUGUCCUUGCGUGACUAUCUAUAAAUCUUCAGCCAAUCCAAACACAAUUCAGUGCCUAAUAGUUUGUGAUUAUGCACAUACAAAUACAAGUUUAUUUACUUCAAAUUGUAAAGAGACCGGGACUUCUUAGAAAUUGCACUGAUCAGUGACGUAUAACAUUAAUGGCAACCUUGAAACCUUUAAGCGUCUUUGGGUCUUUGAAAAGCGCUAUAUAAAACAUUAUUAUUAAUAUUAUUAUUGUUAUUUGUGUGCACUAAGAUGCCACACAAGCUGUGGUUUAAUACUAUGUUCAGGCAGCUAGACUUGGGGAUUGCAAUUUCAGUGGGAAAAUAUUAGAGUGUAUAAUGCUUUGCUGUAAUUAAAAGGAAUCUAUAUGGGAUAUAUAACAGGUACUGUAUAUUGUUUGAAGACAGUAGACUGAUAGUUGGUCGGGAUUUAUUGUGACAAAUUGUCUGAAAUCGAUUGAAAAAAUGUAUUGAAUUGAAGUUAUGAGACAGUAGGGGGAAUGCCUACUGGUUUGAAUGGUGUCAGCAAUGUUGAUCUUGUAUUAUUUUGAACUUAACAACAUGAAUUGGGAUAUUUAGUGUAUUAUAUACUGUAGGUAGAUACCAUUUAACAGAACAAGGCUAUGUCAAUAACUUAAUUUGGACAAAAAUUCUGAUAGAAACUUAUAGUCCCAAGCGCUCUACUUUCUGUCCACAGCUGUCUGUCUGAUGACAAGGGAACCGAAUCACAAAGAACACACAUAUAGUGGCCUCGCCAGCUGAAAAUCGUCCAUCUGAUUACCCAUUUUUCUCUGAACGUGCAGACAUUCUUGCCUUGGUCGGGGACACACAGAUUUUCUAUUCCAGUACUCCAGUCAGGGAUCCAUGACCCUUCUCUGAUUCUGGACAGCAUCUGGUGCUUUUUGCCAUCUGAAAUUGAUAUUUUUUCCCCCUCGUCCUUCCCUCACUUGCAAUUGGUGCAGCAGCAGCAAAAUGGGUGCUGUUAGCAACUGCUUGAGAGAGAGAGAGAGAGAUUACAGAAAAUAUUUGUUUAAAUUUGGCUUUCAUUCAGAAGAUGACUUAUUACUUCAAUGAUAUUACAUAUUUACCAAAACUGGGUUCUUUUUUUCUCAUUUCUGAAACAAAUUUAAAUCUGAUUUGAUUAAGAGAAAAGAUAGAAGAGCAGAGGCCGUUGUCCAGGGGUAAUGCUCCCGGCUUAGACACAUGUCCACUCCUCUCCCCACUGGAUGAUUGGGUUCCAUCCCCGCUCCAACCCUUUAAUCUGUUUCUACCAACUGCCUGUAACCCCUCUGAUUUCUUCCAUGUCAAAAUAAACAAAAAAGGCCAUUCAAACUAUA